AUGGCGCAACCAGUAGACCAAAGUCCAUACUUCGCCGACCGGAGAGCAAAUGGCGGCCUCAUCGUUUCAGACGCGCCAAAGUUCGACCUGGAGAGCUAUGCCGCCAACUAUGACCAAUACGCACGCGUGAACCGUCUGAGCAACAUUGCCCAUCUGUGUCCCCCCUUAGCUCUCGAUGCCCUCCAUCUGGCCAUCCCCGCCUCCAAGAACGCAAAGGACACCCAACAGUACCUCGAUCUCACAAAACUGCUCCACCAAAUCAGCCCUGACGAUGCCUUGGCCGAAGUCGACACCGCAUGGGUUGAAAAGACCAACAAGCUGAACGAGCACGAGACGGAACGUCUGGAGAAUGAGCUACGCGGAUACAAGAACAACCUCAUCAAGGAGAGCAUCAGGAUGGGCCAGGAAGACCUCGGCACUCACUUCCUCAACAUGCACAGACUGGAGCUGGCAACAAAGGCCUACCACAAGAUGCGCGAGUUCUGCACCACUCCCAAGCACAUUGCCGAGAUGACGCUGAAGCUGGCAUACAUCAACAUCGUCUCGCCCAACUGGAUCUCGGCCGUCUCGACCGCUCAAAAGGCUCGCUCUCUAACCCUCCGUCCCGAAGACAAGCCCCGCUUCGACUCUGUCUCUCAAGCAUGCACCGGCUUGGGCUACCUAGGAUCUGGCAACUAUGGCCCCGCUGCCCACGCCUUCCUCGCAGUCGACCCCUCAUACGCCACCAUCGGCCCCGUCGCAAACAUCGACUUCUCUCAUGCCGUCAUGAGCGCCAACGACAUUGCAGUAUACGGAGGUCUCUGUGCCCUAGCCUCCAUGGACCGCCAGCAACUCCAAGACUCUGUCCUCGAAAACGCAAACUUCCGCAACUUCCUCGAACUAGAACCACAUAUUCGUCGCGCAAUUUCCUUCUUCUGCGGCGCAAAGUACAGCCAGUGUCUCGCUAUCCUCGAAGCCUACCGUACAGACUACCUCCUCGACAUCUUCCUCGGUCCUCACGUCAACAUGUUGUAUCAUCUUAUCCGCAGCAAGAGCAUUGUCCAAUACUUUGUCCCCUUCUCGCAGGUCACUCUGUCCGCUCUGUCCGAAGCAUUCCCCAAACAAGGAGGCACACCUCAAAUGAUGGAGACAGAGCUAGUCGACAUGAUCAACCGCGGCAUCCUCAACGCCAGAAUCGACACGGUCGAUCAACUGCUGAUUGCACCACCCAAGGACUCUCGCGCAGAUGCCCACCGUGGCGUCAUUGAGACUGCGGACGAGAUCGAACAUGCCUUGCGUCUGAAGCUGCACAAGAUCAACAUGGUUCAAGCUGGUCUGGAGAUCCAAGCUCCAAAGACAUCAAAGGGACCCAAGAACCCUGUGCCUUCGUCUUGGGGCCCUGGUCAGACACUUGGCUAG
Molecule: messenger RNA, 1398 nt
Organism: Aureobasidium namibiae CBS 147.97
Lineage: Eukaryota; Fungi; Ascomycota; Dothideomycetes; Dothideales; Saccotheciaceae
Product: COP9 signalosome-like protein complex subunit 1
Exons: 2
Coding region: 1-1398 (465 amino acids)
Cellular component (GO): COP9 signalosome
Source: RefSeq, a predicted model, not a curated record